AACUUCCUCCUCAGCACUGGCUGAGAGGCAAUUUAAAAAAAAAUCCCCAGAUCAACCUGCGCAUAUAGCUCUGUCUCAGCUCCGGAGUGAAGUCUCCUGUGCUGUAGGUAGCUCAGCUCAGCUCAGUUUUAGUGGAGACUGUCUCAUCAUGUCAGCCGACGAGCAGCAGAACGCUUUGUUGAAUAAUUCACAGCAAGAUAUUGUUAGCCACACCAGUAUGGAAGCCAGGACUACUGUUACCGGCCAGAGCAGCCGCACCUGCUCCAAGGGUCUUAUUUGGGGUGGUGUGACCGUGUUGGCGGCCAUGCUGAUCGCCGGGCAGGUUGCCAGCGUUGUUUUUCUGGUGAAGCAGCAGAGCACGAUAACCCGCCUGCAACAGACGACCAAUCUCAUCCAACAGAAAUACACCUCAAACCGGAACCGAUUCUCACCUAAGCCGAUGAUGCAUGUCAAACCUAUGAUUUUGGACAUGCCCAUUGCCUACAUUGACCCAAAUGCAGAACGUCCAAAGACUCCGAGACCCACUCCUGCCAAACCCCUGACUGUGCUGGAACAAGUGCGGGAACUGCUGAAGAAAGAGAACGCAACCAACGAGAUUCCAGAAUUUAACAGCACUUUCUCUGCCAACCUCGACCUGCUGCGAGAUAGCAUGACGGAAUCUGAGUGGCAGGACUUCGAAACUUGGCUCCGAAACUGGCUCUUUUUCCAGCUUAUUCAAGAGAAGAUGUCUGCUCCAACCAGUGCACCCCGAUACGACCCUGAACCUGAACCUGAACCUGAACCUAAACCUAGUGAGAGAAAGAUUUUCUCCAGUGUUGCGAUGAAGCCAAUGAUGGUUAGCCUUCCAGAACCUGCAAAAGCUCCAGUAUCAAAGAAAGUGCACAACAUGGAGACUGAGUGUGAGAGACAUCGCCAAGUGAAGCUUGUUCCUGGAGCUUACCGCCCCACUUGUGAUGAGAUGGGAAAUUAUGAGGCAAAGCAAUGUUGGCCAAGCACAGGAUUCUGCUGGUGCUCUUAUCCGAAUGGAACAGAGAUCUUGGGAACAUCCACGCGUGGGCGUUUAAGCUGCGAACGCUUUAUAAACUAAGAUGAUCUGAACGUGUCUGGCUUGGCAACAAUGAAUUAAGAGCUCGCAGUGGACAAGCAAGCAAAAUCUGACUGGCUUCACUCCAGAAAUUAUACAUUAAUUGCAACUUCUGAUUUUUAUUAACCUUGGGUAUGAUUGCUAACUGUUGAGAGCUGACCUCCUUAUCUGGCUGAUGUACUUUCCAUUUUUGUUCAAGACUUGUCCUCAUUGAUUUUUUUUUUUAAACAGAGAAACAAAUUGCCCAAAUCUUUGACAUCGCUCACUUUACUUCCCUAAAAAGAGUACUAUUUCCACUAGACAUUCCAUAGGAAUAUUUUGGUCCCAUUUCCUUGCAGAGUGUGGUUACGACACAUGAUUGUGCCCAGUAUCAUAACCCCCUCCUCAGAAGUUUGUUCUGUUCUCCUGCCAAGUUAUGGCUGGAGAACUAGAAUGACAUUUCACAGAUUUCAAAGUCUCCUAAGCUUAUCAAUGAGUUACUUCAGAAAUUCAAGAGACCUGGAUUUUAAAAUGCCACACAGGACCGAUUUAAUCGUGUGGAUACCAAAGAAUUCUAGACUGCUACAAAGGAAAAUCAAUAACCUUGCAGUGAAACCCCGAGAUUAGUAAUAGUCUUUUGGUAACACACACAACCUGGAAGAGAACCAAAAGAGGACAAUGGUUUGAAGUUGGGUCUCUUCAUUAGGAGGUGUUCUGUUGAUGAGUUCCAACCCUACUGGCUUGUUCACCUCAAUUUGAAAUUAAGACCCCAAUUCAUUCAUUUACUCUGGUUUACUACCCUAGACUAACUGCAGUGGUGGGCCUAUCACCACAUAGACAGCAGAAGAAGAUUAUCAUCACGGCCGCCACCACUUCCUCAAGCGGCAACUGGGAUGCUCAGUAAAUGUUGGCCUUGCCAGCACCCCCCACAUUUGGGUUUGUACGCAGGCAGAAACAGUAAACGUCGGCUUUGCCAGCACCCCCCACAUUUGGGUUUGUAAGCGGGCAGAAACAGUAAACGUCAGCCUUGCCAGCACCCCCCACAUUUGGGUUUGUAAGCGGGCUGAAACAUGUUCCGUGGUAGUUUUGCUUUUUGAAGUGAAGUGAUUUUUGUCCACCAGUCCAUACUUUUGGGGUUCAAGGUUUGAGCCAGUUGGCGAGAUAUCACUUUAUAUUCCCAAGCCAUCCUUCACCAGAUCUAAUUGAAGUGCCCAUAUUAUAACUGUGUACCUAUUUUGUUUUUGAUUAUGUAGAAUAUGUAGAACAGAAAUAGACCAUUCGGCUCAGCCAAUCCAUGCUGAUGUUCAUACUUCACUAGGCUCUUCUCCCUUAUUUUCUCAUCUAAAUUGACCGUCAUAACCCUUCUCUCUCAAAGGCUUGAUAAAAGAUAACAAAACGGAUAUAAUCCUUAUGAGGGACCAUCAGCAGAAGGUCAUUAUGCACAAUCACUUUUUUUUAAAGCUGGUAUUGUCUGUAAGCAACUUGUGAAAACUGUUAUUGCUGCCUGAUUUUUUUUAAUUAUUAUUUGUAACUCAAUGGUGAUCGCUUAACUGUAGAUGGGGAUAAUUAUUUUGCAAUAAAGGGAGGGAAUUCUGUUCUUGUGUUCUAUUUUGGACAAUAGAGGUGACUAGAUCUGGCUUCAAAUGAAAAGUUAAGUCUUUGCCUCGUUCUUGGAGCCUAGCAACAAGGCCUUAAUCCUUUAUCAAGGCCUAUGAGUGUGAGUAGUGAAUGGAAACGAUUUAAUGGUAGGGUUGCCAAAUUUCCGGGAACCUUCAAAAAUGACCAAUCAAUUGGCAGGACAAUGCUAGUGAAGAAUCAUCAUUGGCACAUUUCAAAAUAAUUCUGUGUGUUGUUUCUUUCGAGCCUUUAUUGGUGGAAGUGAGGGUAAAAAGCCGGUUUGGCUGAUACUGGAGCCUCAGCCCAAUCUUGAAGCUACGGGCCUGGUUAUUUGAGACGGGUGUACAGGUUGGGUGACCAUUGGCAGGAAUUUCUGGAUGAGGAGAUGGGGAUAGUAGGUCAUGCGAUGAAGCCUCCAGGAAUAUGACAAACUACCAUUCACAACUCAGUUUUUCAGUGCUUUUGUCUAUUUUUUUGUUUCCUGCACAUUCAUGUACACAGGAUCAAGGCAACUAUUCUAGAAAGAAAAAGUGAAAUCUGAAAGGCCAUGAGAAUAAAGACUUGACAAAAUCUGCUUGAUCUUUCUUUUCUCCAACAUACCAUGGUACAUCACAGUGAAACUCAAACACCGAUGAGACUGGUGGUACAAAGGACCAAUGUCUCCUCAUGUCUAUUGCACGCAAGUCUUUAAUCACUCACGAAGACAGUUACAAAAUAGAUGUGCCAUGUUUGUCACAACAAAGGAGAAAAUGUGUAAUUUCUAACAGCACACUCAUCAAACCCCACAGCACGAAGGGAGAAAUGUAGGGGCCAAUCAAGUUGGGAAUGACAGUGAGAUCCAUUAUGUCUGUGUAAUAUGCCUAUUUGAAAAUUACCUCUUUUUCCCUGUCAAUAUUACUGCCACCUUCUUUUUCACAUCCCUGAAUCCAAUUCCCUUUUGUCAUAAACUCUGGAAGGAGCAUUCAUGUGAAAAUACACCGACAGAAAUUGUUUCCAAUGUGAAGCCAAAGGGAGAGGCAAAACCCAAAAACGUGGGACAGGACUAAGGCUGGGAGAAUGGGGACACAGAAGUGUGUGUGCUACAUACAGGGACUGAUAGUGACUUGAUGAUGUCUCUUGUACUGGGGACAUCUUAAAGUGCAUGCAUCUUUCAAUAAUAAUAUUAAAGAGGGUGUUGUUCAGAGUUAUAGAAUCAUACAGCACAGAAACAGACCCUUCAGUUCAACCAGUCCAUGCUGAACAUAAUCCCAAACUGAAGAAGAACUUGCCAAAUACUAUGUUUAUAAUAGGACGUAGGACAGGCUCUUCGGCACACCAUGCCUGUGCUGACCACAAUGGCAUUGUAAACUAAUUCCAUCUGCCUGCACAUGGUCCAUAUUCCUCUAUUCUCUGCUUGUCAAUGUCUGUCUAAAUGCCUCUUGAAUGUUGCUAUUAUAUCUGCGUCCAGCACCUCUCCUGGCAGCAUGUUCCAGGUACCUACCAGCCUCUGUGUCAAAAAAAAAGUGCCUCUCACAUCUUUAAACUUCCCCCCUCUUUCCUUUAAUCUAUGCCCCCUGGUAUUUGACAUUUCCACCCUGGGGAAAAGACUCUGAAUAUCCACCCUAUCCAUGUCCCUCAUAAUUUUAUAUUCUUCUGUCAGGUAGUUCCUCAGCCUCCGAUGAUCGAGCAAAAACAAUACAAGUUUUUCCAACCUCUCCUUGUAGGUAAUACAAUCCAAUGCAGGCAAUAUCCUGGUAAACCUCUUCUGCACCCUAUUGAAAGCCUCCACACCCCUUCCUAUAGUGUGGGGACUGGAACUGCACGCAAUACUCCAAACAUGGCCUAGCCAAAGUUCUCUGAUAGAGAAUGGAAGUUGAAUGUGCAAUUGUUUGCACGGAGAUUCAAAACUAUUCAUGCAGAAACUGGAAUGUGUCUUUGACUAUGUGCCUAUGAAUGUUCUCUCACUGUGGCUGGUUUAUCUCCGAUUCAUGCAUUAGGCUAAACUUGAAAGAACCUCACAUCUGUGACUACUUACAUGGGAUUUACAGGACAUUCGACCCAUCUAGUCCAUGCUGGUGUUUAUGCUCCACUUGAGUUCUCUCCUGCUCGACCUCACCUCACCCUAUCAACGUAUUCUUCUGUCCCAUUUUCCUGCUUGCGAUGGGACAGUUGCUAGCAGUGAGGUUCAGAUCUCAAAACAUCAGGCACGACAGCUUUAACAGGCCAGAGAGGUUUAAGGAAUCUGAGUUCCCUGCAGAAUGGAACACAGGAAUUCCAAGGUGUUUUAUUGAUUUGCAACUUACAUCGAAAAUGCUAUAGAACUUUUCUUUAAAAGUGGAAGAUUUUUCCUGGAUUAAUCAUUGAUUUUAGCUUGAUCAUUGUACCUGAUGAUGUUUGUGUGGCUUUGCAUUUUAAGGCUGUGCUGUUUUACGUUUUGAACAUUCUAAUGAAGAUUCGCUUAAAUAAAUUGGUUUUUCUGCUUGUA
This is a messenger RNA of Rhincodon typus (whale shark), 5144 nucleotides long. RefSeq names its product H-2 class II histocompatibility antigen gamma chain. The record is from RefSeq and is a predicted model, not a curated record. NCBI's taxonomy places the organism in Eukaryota, Metazoa, Chordata, Chondrichthyes, Orectolobiformes, Rhincodontidae. Gene Ontology annotation, cellular component: membrane. The transcript has 10 exons. Gene Ontology annotation, biological process: protein trimerization; intracellular protein transport; antigen processing and presentation. The coding region runs from base 149 to 1087 and encodes 312 amino acids. Gene Ontology annotation, molecular function: macrophage migration inhibitory factor binding; MHC class II protein binding.